Molecule: messenger RNA, 1239 nt
Organism: Aspergillus campestris IBT 28561
Lineage: Eukaryota; Fungi; Ascomycota; Eurotiomycetes; Eurotiales; Aspergillaceae
Product: SYLF and SH3 domain-containing protein
Exons: 4
Coding region: 1-1239 (412 amino acids)
Biological process (GO): actin filament bundle assembly; actin cortical patch localization
Cellular component (GO): actin cortical patch
Molecular function (GO): actin filament binding; phosphatidylinositol binding
Source: RefSeq, a predicted model, not a curated record
AUGCCUCUCGGAAUCCACAAUCCCUUGCCUUCGUCUCUGGGAAGCGAAUGCAAGAAGGUUGGAAAAAUCCUUGCGUCCUUCAUCGACCCGCGACAAUCGUUUGGCCCCGACAAAGUGAUUCCGCCUGAGAUCCUGGCAGGCGCCAAGGGACUGGCUAUUCUCACUGUCUUGAAAGCGGGAUUCCUCGGCUCUGCUCGAUUUGGUUCUGGUGUGGUCGUCGCCCGUCUGGCCGAUGGUUCUUGGUCCGCCCCGUCGGCCAUUGCAACUGCCGGUGCCGGGUUUGGAGGGCAGAUCGGAUUCGAGUUGACCGACUUCGUCUUUAUCCUCAACGAUGCCGCUGCGGUUCGGACCUUUUCGCAAGUGGGAACUCUGACGCUGGGAGGCAACGUUUCGAUCGCCGCAGGACCGGUAGGGCGCAAUGCGGAAGCGGCUGGCGCCGCGAAUACGCGGGGUGUCGCCGCGGUGUUUUCCUAUUCGAAGACCAAGGGACUCUUUGCCGGUAUCAGUUUGGAAGGCAGCAUGCUCGUGGAACGAAAGGAUGCCAACGAGAAGAUGUACAAUAGCCGAGUCUCUGCGCGUCAGCUGCUCAGUGGAACUAUCCGACCUCCCCCAAGUACCGACGCCCUGAUGCGUGUUCUGAACUCUCGUGCAUUCUUCGGCAAUGGACGGGGCAAUGGGGAUGCCAUGUACAACGACAUCCCGAUCUAUGAUGAUCGCCAUGACGACGUGGUGUGGGAGGGACGCCGGGGCGAUGCGUACGGUGAGGGUGUCCGGCGCGACCGGGGCGGCAUCAGUAGCAGCGACGACCAAAGUCUCGACAGACCCCGUCGCGCGAACACCUGGGCCGACGAUGUCUACGAUCGACCGGCAGGCGGCAGCGGCGGCCUGGGUCGCUCUGCCACGGCCCGUUACAAUCGCGACACUUUCGACACGGCUAGCCGCAGUCGAAGCAACACCACCCCAUACGAGGACGACUAUGUAUAUUCGGAUCGCAAGCCCACUCGACCUACCGCCCCCAAGCCAGUCUUUGGGAAUCGAACAGGGGGUGGUGCGGCCUUGCGACAGGACCAGGCGAUUGCGCUGUACACCUUUGAUGCCGACCAGGAUGGGGACUUGGGUUUCAAGAAGGGAGAGGUCAUCACCAUUCUCAAGCGCACCGAGAAGACCGAGGAUUGGUGGACGGGGCGGAUCGGUGACCGGGUUGGUAUUUUUCCUAGUAACUACGUUGAUGCGGCUUGA